GUGCAGUAGUCACUCCCUUCAAUCAAACCAAACUUUCAAAGUCAAUUAAAGGUUACAGUAGUAUAGCAAAAUAUUCAAAAAUUUCCAUUUCUAAAUUCUCGGUACUCGCUUAAAACUGUGUAAAAGCCCCACAAAGUGGCACCCCAAAAACAAGCAAAAUGUUCCUAGCGUCGACCCUGACUGAUUUGAGCAAGUUACCGAAGCCCGAAAUGCACAAAUUCCUCGAAUCAAUCGAUACUAUCUUGUUCGAUUGCGAUGGGGUGCUUUGGCUCGAAAACGAAGACAUUCCCGGGUCUGUCGAGACUGUUAACAGACUCAGGGAUAUGGGUAAGAAAAUUAUGUUUGUUACCAACAAUUCGACCAAAAUGAGGGAGGAUUUUGUCAUUAAAGCUAGGAAAAUGAAUUUUAUCAUCGACAAGGAUGAAAUUGUUUCAACAUCAUUCUUGGUAGCUUCCUACUUGAAAAACCUUGGAUUCAGUAAAAAAGCUUAUGUAGUAGGUUCUAGAGGAAUAGCAAAUGAACUAGACGCUGUAGGAAUUAGACACACAGGAGUUGGACCUGAUGUACUAAACUCUGUUACUGUAACCCUAGAAAAUUUUCAACCUGAUCCAGACAUUGGAGCGGUGAUUGUCGGUUUUGAUGAGCACUUCUCAUUCAACAAAAUGAUUAAAGCCUGCACAUAUUUAAACAACCAUAAUGUGAUAUUCAUAGCUACCAAUACUGAUGAAAGAUUUCCUGUGGGUGGUGAUAUUGUAGUACCAGGUACUGGUUCAAUACUAAAAGCCAUUGAAACUGGUGCCCUGAGAGAACCUAUUGUACUAGGGAAACCACAUUCUUAUAUGGCUGAUUGUUUAAUUAAGGAACAUGGUAUUGAUCCCAGUAGAACUUUGAUGGUUGGUGAUAGAUGUAACACUGAUAUUUUAUUGGGCACAAGGUGCGGAUUUCAAACUCUGCUGGUACUAACAGGAGUUACCAGAUUAGAACAAGUAACUAAAUGGAAAAAUUCUGGCUUGAAAGAGGACAAAGAUUUGGUGCCAGAUGUGUAUUUGUCGAAGUUAGGUGAUCUAUUAAAACUAAUAGAAUAAAUUUAAUUUGUAUAGAAAAGUCCUUAAAUCAAUUUUUUAAUUUAUUGUUUACUGCCAGCAUUUACUUAUAUUUUAUCAGGAAUAAAACAAAUUUAUUUUAUUAAACAUGGAAUAUUUAAUAUAAUAUAAAGAUCUUUGCUACAAGCUAUCAAAAAGUACAUAGCAGCAAGCUACAUACAUAGUGGACACUGAACCUAUUUACUCAAAAACUGUACAUGGAAUCAUUUUUGUGCAAUGAUAACUUUUAAUCAGAGUGUCAAAAUCUACUGCAUUCCAAAAAUUCAGCCAAUUUAACAAAAAGCCAUUUUCCAUAAGUGCAAGAUCUGAGGUCAAAAUAUUGUUCAUUCCAAAUCCAAAAAUAUAAUUUGUAACAUUCUUGGCAUGCGUGCGUGGCCUAUCAAUUCUGCAAUAUAUGGGAUGAAUUUAUCUUCCAAAUAGAAUAAGCUUAGGAAGGUAUAAAGUCUUAUAAAAUCUAACAUUAUAAAUAAAUAAAUAAAAUAGUUAUUUAAGUCUUCAAAAAUCUAAUAUACAAAUGGAAUUAAAGCCUUUCUUUUGCUUGGGAAGUCUUCAAACUUCUCCUUGUACCACCAAUGAGAUAAUAA
Molecule: messenger RNA, 1687 nt
Organism: Ceutorhynchus assimilis (cabbage seed weevil)
Lineage: Eukaryota; Metazoa; Arthropoda; Insecta; Coleoptera; Curculionidae
Source: the annotation of a GenBank genome assembly